AUGUGAAAAGUUAUGCGGUGGUUUUCUUUGCUUCACAAAUCACUAUACAAAAGAUUUUAAAGUUGGAAUUCAAUUGUUGUUCGUUGGGCAACAAUAGCUGUAGAGUUUAUAGUACGUAUUUUUAAUGUAAGGAAAAUACAGUGGACGAAACGAUCAAAGUUUUAAUUCAUUGCGGACUCAAUCCCGCUAGACUGUGUGUGCGUCCCAGUUACGCAUUGUAAAUUGUAGUUCAAUGAUGAACAACAACGGAUUCAGUACGGGAGAAGAAGAUUCCCGCGGGCCGGCGGAUCAAAUCUGUUGCCUGCUAGACGACGGAGAACGUUGCCGGAAGCAGGCUGGUAACGCUUCGUACAGCAAGCGAAUUCAGAAGACGGUCACGCAACGAAGGCUGAAGCUCAGCAUCGACAGCCAUGCACGACAUAUCUACAUCUGUGACUUUCACAAAGCCCGGAUACAAUGCGCGCGUACGAAAAGGCGCCGCCGUGACUCGGAAGAUGAUAGCAACGAGACCGACACCGAUCUGCCGGAGGUGGAUCUCUACCAGCUGCAGGUGAAUACGCUACGGCGGUACAAACGGUUCUACAAAGUGUCUACACGACCGAGCAGCAACAAAGCGCAGCUAUCGGAGACAAUCAUGAAGCACUUCAAGACGAUUCCGAUUAAGGAGAAAGAAAUUCUCACAUACUUCAUCUACAUGGUGAAAUCGAACUCGAACAAGCUGGACCAAAAGAAUAAUGCCAGUGCAGAAGCUACCUGAAAGUAGUGACCUGUACGGGUGGGAUCCAAUGCGGUUAUGCGGUCUCCUUCAAGACGGCAUCUUUUCCGACAUUGUGGCUUCGUACUCGCACCGUUGUUGCCGCGAUGAGGAGACAAACCGAUCGUUGAACAAAAACUAAAUCAACUUUUGUCAUAUUGUGCCGUGUUUUUAACAUUACAAACAAUUCUUUUUUACGCUUUUACUCUAUCGAUACAAUGUUCAGAUUGUGUAACAUUUCCUUAUCCCUUGUACCCGCGAAACUUGACCACGGUUUCGGUUUUAACGAAAGGCUCGUCUCGUGCAAGUUUCCUGCGUUACGGGAUUCCAUCAAUAAAGUGUAAAUCAAAAAUGAAAAUGAUUUUAGUGUAAUUAUCAAAACAAUGCUUCAAGAUCAUGUAUACAUCCAUGUUUAUCGAUGACAUUGUCCAAUUGUCUUUGAAUUCGAUUUUUCUAUACGAGCAGCUUUAAUCGGUUUUGUU
Molecule: messenger RNA, 1236 nt
Organism: Anopheles moucheti
Lineage: Eukaryota; Metazoa; Arthropoda; Insecta; Diptera; Culicidae
Gene: Sap30
Product: histone deacetylase complex subunit SAP30 homolog
Exons: 3
Coding region: 233-757 (174 amino acids)
Biological process (GO): regulation of DNA-templated transcription
Cellular component (GO): histone deacetylase complex
Molecular function (GO): transcription coregulator activity; protein binding
Source: RefSeq, a predicted model, not a curated record